AUGUUCAUCAAGGAGAUAGUUCUCGAUGGGUUUAAAUGCUAUGAGGAAAAAGUGGUGGUAGCCAAUCUCGACAGAUCGUUCAAUGCAGUAACUGGGAUGAAUGGAUCUGGGAAGUCCAAUGUACUUGACGGGAUCCUGUUUGCUCUUGGGCUUGAAGGUACAAAGGCGCUGCGUGCGAACAACAUCAAGGAGCUUAUCAAUAGCAACAGAAAGGAAUGUAAGGUAAGUGUUGUGAUGUGUAACAAAGAAAAGGCGAGGAGUCCACCUGGGUACGAACAUUAUGAUGAGAUUUGUGUUUCCCGGGCGAUUGAUAGUGAGGGAAGAACAAAAUGCUAUAUAAAUAAUCACCUUUGUACCUUUUCGACGCUGAGCAAGCUGUGCGGGUCGAUGGGCCUCACGUCCCGGGGAUCUUUUUCUUCUGUUGUGAUGCAAGGGCACAUAACAAAAGUUCUGAGUAUGAAGAGCUCUGAUCUCCGGGGGCUUAUUGAAGAGACAGCAGGAACAAAGUCCUAUGAGAAGGAGAAAGAGAAGGCAAUGAGUAUGAUUGAGAAGAAAGAAGAGAAACUUAGAGAGGCCCAGGAGAUGCUGAAGAGAAGGAUAUCGCCGUUUUACGACAAGCUUCGGGAGGAAAGAGCAAGGUUUCUGGAGACCCGAGACCUGAAGGAAAGGAAGAGGAUUCUGUCGCAAAGGGAACAGGAAGUUAAAGAGAUCCUGGUUGUGGAUGAGGUUCGGGAAGAGAUAGAUGUUCUAGACAGGAGCUUAAGAAGUUAUAUUGAAGAGAUGAAGAGCUUGGAACUGAUUGAGAAAAGAAUAGAGGAGAUUUCGGGAGCAAAGGAGGAAGUGGAUAUUGUGUGGAUUAAGGCAUCUAUUGAUGGAGAAAAGUUGAAAUUGGAUGAGAUGAAGGGCAAAGGAUUGGAAGAAAGACUUUUAAAGAAGAAGGAAGAAGUAAGGAUGAUGGAAGGAUUGAGGCCAGGCCUAGAGCUUGCUAGACUUGUUGAGAGGGAAAGAUUGCUUGCGGAGAGCUUAAGAAGAAUGGACACUGGGGAAAACGAUGUCCUGAGAAAAGCUGAAGAACUUACAUCUCUUAAAUUACAGAGGUCCCGAAUUGAAUUUGAGUUUAACUCAAUCUCAGAGGGAGUUUUCUCUCAGGAGAGAUUAGACGAGAUUGAGAGGAUUAAAGUCUCUGAAGAGGAGAUUGAGGAGCUUCGGAAGAAGGCACAAGUACUAAGGUCUAAAAUCAACUAUCCUCUUGUUGAAGGGGUUUUCGGGACUGUUGAGGAGAAUGUUGAGGUAUGUGAUGAAAGAUAUCUUGAGGCGGUGUAUACUGUAAUGGGGGCCAGGGCCAAGUAUGUUAUAACAUCGGACGAAAAAGUUGGGGGCCUUCUACUGAGCACUGCAGAGAGGAGUGUGAGCGUAAUACCACUUUCGAAGAUAAGGGUGUUUUGCCUCUCGGCAAGUGUUUUGAAAGAGAUAGAAUCGAGAGGAGGUGUGAGUAUGGUCAACCUUUUGAGAUUUGACAACAGUGUUCGAAAGGCCAUUGAGUUUGUAUUUGGUAACUUCUUUAUGUUUGAAAGCAAGGAGAUGGCUAGAAAAGUCUGUUUUGAGCAGAAGGUGAUGUGUGUAACCAUUGAUGGAACUGUAUAUGAUCCAAAAGGAACACUUAGUGGAGGAAAGACGAGCUUCAAGAUUGGUACUGUACGAAGAAAGGAUGUGGAGGAGAUAGAAAGGCUUGUUGAGUCUCUGGAGUUGAAUAGAAGGAAGUUUGAGGCACUGAAGGAGGAAUAUGCAAGGUUAUUGAGGGGGAAGGUCUUGGAUGAGAGAAGGUUAAAGCUUAAAAAGGAGAUGGGGUCUCUGGAUACACGGAUCUCCGUUUUGUCUGAUCUGUGCGAGGAUGGAAUGAACAUCAGAGAGGAAUUAAGGGUUGUACGAGAAAAGAUAGUUGAAGGAAUGAAGGAGAAGAGCAAAGCGGAUAUUAUUGAAGAAAAGAAGAAGAAGUUAGAGUCCCAAAUAAGAGAAAUGGAGUUGGAGAUCAAACAGAACCAAGAGGAGAUGAGAAGGUGUGAAGAAAGGAUCUUGUCCUACGAAAAGAUGCUUGGGAAACAUGAUGUUGAGAAUGACAACAGAAGGAUGAGCGAACGAGAGAUGGAUGGGCUUGAGUCCAAGCAAAGACACUUGAUUAGAAGUACUGGAAAGCUACAAAACAAGAUUGCAAAGAUUUAUAAUGAUGUUGAGAGGAAGCUUAGACAAACUCUUAAUGGUGAGGAGGAACACAUAUAUGAAGACAGAGUACUUGAUGAAGAGAUCUAUAAGACUGCCGAAUCCAUUGGAGUUAAUCCUAGAUAUCUUUUAAUCCGAAAGCAAAACAUGGCAGAGAAAGAACGACUUGAAUUGGUGGAGGAGCUGGAGAUGAUUAGAAGUGAAAUGAAGAGGCUAAGCAGCAUGAAGAAAAGUACGAUGGACCCGGCGAACUUUGAUCUUCUGGAGCGGAACGAACUGAUGAUCGAGGAUCUAAAGGUGAAGAUCGACAAGCUGGAAAAAGACAGGCUUGCGAUUAUACAAAGCAUCUCAAGAUUUGAUGAUCUAGGAUAUAAGGAGAAUCUGAAAGCGUUCCACCACAUCAAUGGAAGAUUGGGAAGGUUUCUUAGAUACUUCAUACCAGAGUCGGAUGCAAGGAUCGAUGAAAACAAUGGAGAGUAUUCCUUAAGAGUCAAGAUAGGAAACUGGAAGGAGUCUUUGGGAGAGCUUAGCGGGGGGCAGAGAUCUCUUGUAGCUCUUUGUCUAAUAUUUUCCAUGCUUACAUACAGACCAUCCUCAUUUUAUAUUUUCGACGAGAUUGAUUCUGCAUUGGACCUAAGCUAUACACAAGGAAUUGGAGAGAUCAUAAGGAACGAGUUUAGCAAUGCCCAGUUCAUAGUGGUAUCCCUAAAGAAUGGGAUGUUUGACAAUGCAAAUAACAUAUUCAAGGUGUAUCUACAGGAUGGAAAGUCGAGGAUAUGUAGAAUAAAGUGA
Messenger RNA from Encephalitozoon intestinalis ATCC 50506, 3009 nucleotides. Its product is annotated as chromosome segregation protein. Gene Ontology annotation, biological process: chromosome organization. The record is from RefSeq and is a predicted model, not a curated record. Lineage: Eukaryota; Fungi; Microsporidia; Unikaryonidae. The coding region runs from base 1 to 3009 and encodes 1002 amino acids. The transcript has a single exon. Gene Ontology annotation, molecular function: ATP binding; protein binding. Gene Ontology annotation, cellular component: chromosome.